AUGGAUGCAGGCGGCGUACCAUUUGGUGUCUAUGCGAUCGUUCAGAACUUCAACUUCGCCCUCAAAUUCCAACCUCAAGCUUUCGCCAGUCUUACCCUGAUCGCAUGGGGCCAAACACUCUACUACCACAACAAAUGGCGGGUCUGGACAGCGACUGUUGCGACCAUCGCUCUCGCAGCUAGCUUCGGUAUCAUGGAACUCAUCCUCAUUCUUACACUGCGCGGACCAUACAGCCGCGGCGUCGAAUGGCCCAUGAUGCUAAUGGCCAUCUCCGCCUCCGUAAUCCAAGUCAUCGGCCUAAUCCCACCCUACUUCGAGCUCGCCAAGCGCAACGGCCGCGUCAUCGGAAUCGACUUCUGGUUCCUCACCAUCGACUACCUCGGCGCCUUCUUCUCCCUCAUGGCCGUCGUCGCACAGCAAUGGUUCGAUGCUCUCGGUGCCAGUCUAUACAUCGCCUGCAUGGUCCUUGAGACUGGCAUCUUUGCCAGCCAAGCAGUCUGGCUAUGGCGUGUCAGACAUGUGCGCAAGGAAGCUAAGAAGGCGGGCAAGACGUACGACGAAUACGUUGCUGAGAAUAGCGGCAAGAAGUUGCCGAGGUGUGGGAGUGAGGAGACAUUUGUUGAUGUUGAGACGGGGUGCGAGAAGAAGACGACGAUUGGAGGUGGAGAGUAUGAUGCUGGUACGGCUGAGAAGACUGCCGAGAAACCAUCCACGACCCAAGAGGAACGCAUCGAUGCCACCGAGGCGACUGCGACACCCGCAUCGACAUCGACAACCACAUUGACGCCCAUAUUCACUUCGACGACAACCGCGCCAUCACCCGACACACUUCAGGCUCCCCCACCUGCCGUUCUGAAGAACGACACGUCCGGUUGA
Messenger RNA from Alternaria metachromatica, 876 nucleotides. RefSeq lists its product as uncharacterized. The coding region runs from base 1 to 876 and encodes 291 amino acids. The record is from RefSeq and is a predicted model, not a curated record. The transcript is spliced from 3 exons. NCBI's taxonomy places the organism in Eukaryota, Fungi, Ascomycota, Dothideomycetes, Pleosporales, Pleosporaceae.